This is a messenger RNA of Colossoma macropomum (tambaqui), 1356 nucleotides long. It is a transcript of the gene stx1b, whose product is annotated as syntaxin 1B. The record is from RefSeq and is a predicted model, not a curated record. Lineage: Eukaryota; Metazoa; Chordata; Actinopteri; Characiformes; Serrasalmidae. The transcript has 10 exons. Bases 247 to 1113 code for a protein of 288 amino acids. Gene Ontology annotation, cellular component: SNARE complex; endomembrane system; plasma membrane. Gene Ontology annotation, biological process: exocytic insertion of neurotransmitter receptor to postsynaptic membrane; intracellular protein transport; vesicle fusion. Gene Ontology annotation, molecular function: SNAP receptor activity; SNARE binding.
AAGAGAGACAGAGAGAAGGGAGGAAGGACGCGCACAUCACACACUGCGAGAGAGAGAAAGAGGGAAAAGGAGGAGAGAAGGACAAUAAAGGAGGGCGUGAGAUAGAAAAAGAGAGAGAGACAGGGGGAGAAAGAGAGAGAGGAGCAGAUCGCAGGGAGCAGCAGGAGGUUUGAGGUCGGGGGGGGACGAGCUCGGAGAGCAGAAGAAGAGAAGAAGCUUCGGUGGAGGCAGAACGGCGGCGGAACGAUGAAGGAUCGCACACAGGAGCUGCGGAGCGCUAAGGACAGUGACGAUGAUGAGGAAGUCGUCCACGUUGACCGAGGAAACUUCAUGGAUGAGUUCUUCGAACAGGUGGAGGAGAUUCGCGGCUGCAUUGAGAAGCUGUCGGAGGACGUGGAGCAGGUGAAAAAACAGCACAGCGCCAUCCUGGCAGCGCCCAACCCUGACGAGAAGACUAAGCAGGAGUUGGAGGACCUCACAGCCGACAUCAAGAAGACAGCCAAUAAAGUGCGCUUAAAAUUAAAAGCAAUCGAGCAGAGCAUCGAGCAGGAGGAGGUCAUGAACAGAUCAUCAGCGGACCUGCGGAUCCGCAAGACACAGCACUCCACGCUGUCCCGCAAGUUUGUGGAGGUGAUGACUGAGUACAACACCACGCAGUCCAAAUACAGAGACCGCUGCAAGGACCGCAUCCAGAGACAGCUGGAGAUCACUGGAAGAACAACCACCAACGAGGAGCUGGAGGACAUGCUGGAGAGCGGCAAGCUCGCCGUCUUCACCGAUGAUAUCAAAAUGGACUCCCAGAUGACCAAGCAGGCCCUAAACGAGAUCGAGACCCGACACCAUGAGAUCAUUAAGCUGGAGAACAGCAUCCGUGAGCUUCACGAUAUGUUUCUGGACAUGGCCAUGCUGGUGGAGAGCCAGGGUGAGAUGAUUGACAGAAUUGAGUACAACGUGGAACACUCAGUAGACUAUGUAGAAAGAGCAGUGUCUGACACCAAGAAGGCCGUCAAAUACCAGAGCCAAGCGCGCAAGAAGAAGAUCAUGAUCAUCAUCUGCUGCGUAAUCCUGGGAGUGAUCUUGGCGUCCACUAUCGGAGGAACCCUGGGCUUCUAGACUCACCUGCAGACGGACGAAGGCCGAGAGAAGCAUAUUUAGAGAGAAAUAUAUCCACAACAAUACGAGAUAAGGAAACUCCUCUUUAAAGGGGUUCGGUUAGGGUCGAAAAAUUAAAAAAAUAAAAACAGACAAAUAAACAAAAAAACAAAACAAAACAAAAACCCAGAUGUUACAUAAUAGCUGAUUAAAACAUAUAUGAAAAGAGAGGGUUCAAAUAAACAAUAAACACUAUUUACAAAA